Drosophila grimshawi is the source of this 1604-nucleotide messenger RNA. RefSeq lists its product as uncharacterized. The coding region runs from base 8 to 1522 and encodes 504 amino acids. Gene Ontology annotation, molecular function: microtubule binding. The record is from RefSeq and is a predicted model, not a curated record. NCBI's taxonomy places the organism in Eukaryota, Metazoa, Arthropoda, Insecta, Diptera, Drosophilidae. The transcript has a single exon.
UAUUAACAUGCCGCUUAUGUUGGAUUAUUACGCAGUCCUGAAGCCAGUCAACGAGUACAACAUUGUGGACAAGAUUAAGGAGGCUAACAAGCAGCUCUUUGCGCUGGACGACGAGCAGAAUGAGGGUGAUGGCGAUGGUGUGGAGGCCAGUGAUAAUCCAAAUGGCAGCAAUCGCAAGGUGACCUUUGCACUCAAUCUGGAGGAUUACGAGCCGACAGCACAGCAACUCAAUAUGGAACAGCGGCGCGAGGAGGAGGAACCACUAACUCCGCCAGAAGAGUUGCUGCUACAGUUGGCACAGUUAAAGCUCAAACCAAUUGCAGAGGAGCCCGCCAAAGAGCAACAGAAAGCAGAAGAGGAACCAAUGGAGGUGUUGAGUAAGGAAUUGGUUAUGGAGGAGGAGGAGGACAUAUGCGAGGAGAUCUUAGAUCUGAGCGAAAUGGAAAACAGGAAAGAGUUGCAACCAGCAAUAGAAGCAGCCACUCUACCCGCAAGCAUGGACUAUGAGGAUGAUGAUUUCUCCGGUGUGGAUGAGGAUGAUCUCACGGCAGCAAGUGAAACGAUGGCGACUGCCACUCAACAGCGUCGCAUUGCUCGCCAGAACACCUUUGAUCUGAACAGCGAGCAGCUGGAGGGUGAAUCGGAUCAGAGGAGUCUCACCAACCUGCUCACCGAAUCCGACUGCGAGGAGGACGAGCGUGCCGUGAAUGAAGCGAGGCUCAAAUUGCGGCAGGCCUACAAGAGUCUAUAUAAAACAUUGGAUGCCAAUGGUCAGGCGCAGAUUAAUAGACUAACUGCAACCGAUAGCCAAAAUGGUCAGGACGAGGCUGAAGAGGAUGAUUUGUCCAUCAUUGUGGCUAGCUAUAUACCCGAUGACUUUGAGCUGGAUGAGCGCAGCAUUUACUACAAAAAGGAUGUGGCCGAGGAGCAGAAGCAGAGGACCUCACCUAACGGCAACAACAACAACAACAGUACUGGCAGCAGCAACUGCACCAGCACCAAGACUUUCUUUAAUGCCCGCCGCUUUAGUUUUCGGCGACGUGCUCGAUCCACUCCUAGUGCGCCCGUCCAAUCUGUGCCGGAGAUCAAAAUGAACUACAAGAUCUGCUGCGAGCAUCGGCAUGCGCUGCAGGACAAACUGCCCCGCUAUACCGGUUACAUGUCCGAGUACGGGCUGAGUGCUCGACAGUUGCAGCAACGGGAGCAGCAGCUGCGCCGCAAGCAUAGCUACUCCAUGGAACAGACGCUGAAUCGCAACGAGCAAGAGAUGAGGAAGAUGCAGGAUAAUGAGCGAGCAUUCACCACCUGGCUGAAGAACAAGAUGCGCUAUCCCAUCAACAAGACGCGCAACAUGUUCGAUGCGACGCGAAGGCGGGCAAGUGUUGCCGCCGCCACCAGUCCCAAUCCUGACCAGCAACAGCAACAUCAGCAGCAGCAUCAUCAUCACCGUUCGAGCUCGAGACGUCGGGAUAGCCACGAGGUGCACGCGUAUCGCCAUUUGUUGGGCAGCUGGAACAAGUAGCCACAACAAGCAAUGAUCUCUUAGAACGUUAGUUUAUUACACACACAAAUACAUAUAUAUAUAUAUAUAUACUCGUUUUAUA